UGCGCAGCUCCCCCGGCGCCGACGCAGCGCGGUGAGUUCCAGCCGGAUCCCAGCGACCCCAAACUGGGAAACCAGUGACCCCAAACUGGUCCCGAUCCCCCCGGAACUGGGUCCAGCCCCUCUUCCCAACCCCCCAAACUGGUCCCAGCACUCCCGUACUGGUCCCAGCAUGCCUGACUGCUCACAGCCCCGCCCGGGCCGCGGUGACCCCCGGAAUCCUCCCAGUAUCUCCCAGUAUAUCCCAGCACCCUCCCAGUACAGCCGUGUGAGCCCUCCCAGUCACCCCCAGUAGCUCCCAGACCCUUCCCAGUGCCCCCAGUCCCCUCUGCCAGUGCCCCCAGUCCCUCCCAGUCCCCUCCCAUGCCCGCCAUGGGCCGGGCCCGCGUUCUGGGGGGCUGCGCGUGGCUGCUGGGGGCUCUGGCCCUGCUCCAGACCCUUUACCUGCGGGCGCUGCCGCCCCCGCGCCCGCCCCGGCCCCGCCGCGCCCCCCGGGGGGUGCUGGACGCGUCGGGCGCGUUCCGGGUGUACUGGGACGUACUGGGAGCGCCGGGCUGGGCCCGCGCGCCGCGCCCCGAGCUGGUCCUGGCCACCCACGGCAGCCCCGGGCGAGCGGCGGCGGCGCUGGGGGGGCCCUGGCGGGGGCCGCUGUCCCUGGCGGUUUUUGGGGCGCCGCGGGAGGGGCUGGAGGAGCUGAUGGCGAUUCUGGGGGGGCCCUGCCGGGGGCUGCGCGGCCGCCUGAGCCUGCACGUGGUGCUGGGGGCGGCGGGACCCCCCCCCAAAAUCCCGGAGCCGCCGCGGGGUCCCCAAAGCGCCGCGGGGUGCCGGGGGGCUCUGGCCGGGCUGGCGGCCAAGGACCCCCCCAGCUACAGUUUGGGGGUGCCGUACCCCGGGAAUCUGCUCAGGAACGUGGCCUGGCAGGGGGCGGCGGGCGGGGGGCUCGGGCCGGGACCCCCGCCCGGGCUGGGCGAGCGCUUCGUGCUCAUGGUGGACGCGGACGUGGUGCCGAGCCCGGGGCUGCGGGAGGGGUUCCUGGAGCUGCUGCGGGACGGGGGGCUGCACCCCAAAAACUGGGGGGGGCAGGAGGCGCUGGGGGACCCCCAAGCUCGGAGGGAUUUGGGGAACCCCAAAAUUUUGGAUAUCCAGCAGAAUUUGGGGUCUCCAGGGGAUUUGGGGGAGCCAAAAGCUUUGGGGGCUCCUGGUGGCCUGGGGGCCACCGAAACCUUGGGGGUCCCCAAAAGUUUGGGGUUGAGUGACCCCGGUUUCCCCAACGCCAUCGAGGUCCCCGAGGGUCUCCAGGAGCUGAGUGACCACAGGGGCCUGAGUGACCCCAAAGCUCUGAGUGACCCCAAAGCUCUGAGUGACCCCAAUGUACUGAGUGGCCCCAAUGCCCUGAAUGACCCCAAAGCUCUGAGUGACCCCAAAGCUCUGAGUGACCCCAAAGCUCUCAGUGACCCCAGUGCCCUGAGUGACCCCAAUGUCCUGGAGGUCCCCAAUGCCCUGAAUGACCCCAACUCUCUGAGUGACCCCAAAGCUCUGAGUGACCCCAAUGUCCUGAGUGACCCCAACUCUCUGAGUGACUCCAAUGUCCUGAGUGACCCCAACUCUCUGAGGGACCCCAACACCCUGAGUGACCCCAACUCUCUGAGUGACCCCCAUGUCCUGAGUGACCCCAACUCUCUGAGGGACCCCAACACCCUGAGUGACCCCAAUGUCCUGAGUGACCCCAACUCUCUGAGUGACCCCAACACCCUGAGUGACCCCCAUGCCCUGGAUGUCCCCAACACCCUGAGUGCCCCCCGCGCCCCGCUUGCCCCCCGCCCCUCCGAGCCCCCCUGGGCGCGGCUGCUCUUCGUGCUCCCCGCCUUCGAGCUGCGCCGGGGGCAGCGGGUGCCGCGCUCCAAGGCGGAGCUGCUGCGGCUCUGGGGCGCGGGGCUGGCGCGGCCGUUCUACGGGGCGCUGUGCCCCCGCUGCCAGGCGCCCACCGACUUCGGGCGCUGGGGGGCUCUGCCCGCCGCCCCCCGGCUGCGCGUGGCCUACGAGGUGCCCUGGAGGGACCCCUGGGAGCCGUUCUUCGUGGCCCCCGCCCGCGGCGUGCCCCCCUUCGACGAGCGCUUCCUGCAGUACGGCUUCAACCGCAUCAGCCAGGCCUGCGAGCUGCACGUGGCCGGGUUCCGGUUCGCGGUGCUGGACGGCGCCUUCGUCGCCCACCGCGGCUUCAAGGAGCCCGGGGGGUUCCACGGGGGCCGCGAGGCCGAGCUGGGGCAGAACCGGCGCCUGUUCCGGCAAUUCCGGCAGGAGCUGCGGGGGCGGUACCCGGGCACGGGGCGGCGCUGCUGAGCUGGGACAG
This is a messenger RNA of Oenanthe melanoleuca, 2347 nucleotides long. It is a transcript of the gene B4GAT1, whose product is annotated as beta-1,4-glucuronyltransferase 1. Gene Ontology annotation, molecular function: glucuronosyltransferase activity. Bases 361 to 2337 code for a protein of 658 amino acids. NCBI's taxonomy places the organism in Eukaryota, Metazoa, Chordata, Aves, Passeriformes, Muscicapidae. The record is from RefSeq and is a predicted model, not a curated record. The transcript is spliced from 3 exons.